GGGGUCGUUACUGUAUCUGAUAAGUCUGAGAGGCUGCCAUCCAAUAGACCUUGCAGCACAGAGGCCUUGUUGCACAAAAAAAUAUGCACAGUCCAAAAUCUAAAUUUUAGUACCGUCCUGUUUGCAGGAUUCAUGUGUGUUCCAGUAGUUUUCCAUUAUGCAUCCUUCAACAGUAAAGUUGGUGUCCCCAUUACCAUUUCCUAUAGGUCCAGCGGUAUGACACAUGAAAUAUCCCUUAACGCUAUAGAAAUUUGGUAUUUUCUCAGAAAUUUCAUGCAUAAAGUAUACGCAUAAAGUAUACACUAUAGUGCACAAAGAUAUAUAUAAUUUUUAUUGUGCUACUGUAUAUGAGACAGAUUUUUCCUCGAUCAUGCAUUCAAAUUCUGAAGGUUACCUUGAAUCAGGUUAUUUUUAAGUAGCAUGAGGAGUCUCAUGCCUUGUCUGGGUACCGUGUCUGAGGUGACUUUAGUAGCCGGUGCUGCACAGGGUAGCUAGCGAACAACUAGAUACCUCCAGUAGACGUGAAAAGCGCUGCUCAAUGAGGAGCAGAGGAGUAUGUUUCGUUCUUUCCUUGCAGGCCUGUGUUUAGUCUCAUGUCUAUCAACACCGGCGAUUCUAGAAUCCCAGCUCCACUAGCAGUCAGACGUGAGCAGCUGAAAGACAUGCAAAGAGUAGGAAUCUGUGUUACCACCAAGCUGACUUCGGGAUACCUGCUCAGUGGCUGCCACUUCUCACGGGAAGGGUACGGUCUUGGUGGCACUGUGAAAUGCCUUGCAGCAAGAGCUAGUUUGCAAAGACCGUAUGACGAGCAGAUAAUGACACCAUUGCAAUUGGACGAAUGGGCAAUUCGCUCUGUCGACUUCGUACUAUUGAGCAAGCGAAAAAGUUGUCCUAGAGAAUCGAUUUCAGAAAAGUUGCACCCUAGAAACUAAAAGUAUUCUUUCUCCAGUAUCUCCAAAAACGAAAUGGAGAUACAGCGGUGUCUGGGUAUAUGUGUAUAUGUGACAUGUGUGACCUGAAGUCAAUCAAGUCGAUCUUUCAAGUACCCAGACAUUGUAUGUUUUAACUCUUGUGGAACCCAGAACCACAAGUAUUCCUUAAAACAAACUGAGAACAAAACUGCAAACUUAACCGUCGGAUUCUUAGUGAAGUGAAAUGUCUAUGCCCAUACAACAAGGAAUAAAAUGGUGCAACAUGUGUUGCCAUAAAACCACGGUUAUUACGCUCACCCGUUUUUAUCAUUUUAAAUGCUCAGCCAGCGGUGAGAUAAAAUCCAAAAAAUUUUUAUGGAUCAGCCUAUCAUAUGGUAUUAGAUUUUCACAUCAUAUGAAUGCUAAGAUAUAAGUACUAGCACAAUACGUACAUGUAUUACUAUAUCGGUGAACGAUCUAUGAAUUCAUUACUGCUAAUUCUAUUUUAUACUCACUACUGAUAUUCUAACUACUUGUCUCCUGGUCAUAGUCUCCUGGUCAUAGUGCUAGCGUCAGUUCAUCAGCGUCUGGCAUAAAGCUUGGGAGGUAUCCUACUAUCCCCACUCCUUCAUAGGCACAUAGGCACUGUCAUCACCAGAGGAGACAUCGCCAUUGCUGUCCUCAAGCUGUUCAAGCACAUCGGCACAAGUAAACAACCUAGCCAUAGCUUCGUGCGGUAAGAUGCUAAUGAAAUUUUAACAUAGCAACGUGGCUUGGAAAUUUCUAGACUAAAUUGCACGUGAUUCUACAGCUCUUCCUGUAUACAGGGAUGUGCGUAGUUCGAGCUACUUCCUAAGUAUCGCAGAAUUAAAAUUUCGCAAAAAAAGCGGGCCACGAUCGUGGCCCGUGGCGGUUAAAGCUACUAAUUAGCACUUUUUUGUGUAAUUAUUUAUCUAUUAACAAUCUGUUAUUCUAACAUUUUAUUCAUCAAUGCCUGUAAAACUUCGUAUUAUGUAUCUCCACGAAUCUCCCAAACCCAUUGGCGUUAUCACAACAAAUAUAAAAAAAUUAUAAAUACCUCAACACUUGAGUCGAAGGUUCACCAAUUACCUCCACAUUUUGUGCAUAUCAAAUAACAUUUGCAUGAUGUAGGUAGGUCAAGAAACCUCACAUUUUUGCUACAUUUUUGCCACACUAUAACCACGAAGCCAUGAAACUUCAACCAAAGGUUUAUCAAGUUAGUUUCGAGGAAAUCUGAGGGGGUAAUCCGAUUUUCGUGUUGAUCUCACAUGGAAUGACCCAAGAGCCUCUAAGUCAAGUCAAGUGGCGGCAUACGUGAAAAACAGUAGCAGUGAGGUGCAGGUAGGUGAUCUCUCGAAUCGCUUGGCUCACUCUGAUCGCUUGGUUCACUCUGUCGCUUGGUUCACUCUGAUCGAUUGCCUCUCUCGAAUCGCUUCAUCGAUUGCCUCUCUCUGAUCGACUCUCUGAUCGACUCGAAUCGCUUGGCGGUUGAGGGGUUGUGAUGUAGUGUAAUGGUUGCUGAACGAAGUUCGUCUCCUUCGUAUUCGUACGAUUGUAUUUCCAGAAUGGACUAAUACGGGGAAGUUCCAACUUUUUUGGUGCCUCUUCAAGAACGCUCUGGUGCAUGCCUUCAAAUUUUGGGACAUUUUCCCAGCUUUGGCUACACGGCUUUCGCGUUUCAUGACGGCCUUAUCCACUCGGAUUUCGGUCUAAAUGUCAGUGUGUUGAUAACAUUUUGUGGGUGUCAGUUUAUGUGUCGGUGGUCGGUGGCUAAUGGAAAUGAAAUGGUGGACAAGAGAGAUCAAGUGUAUAUUCACGAAAAGAAUUAAUUAUUCACUGCUUGUGUAGCCUAUCCGUGAUAAUUCAGAUUCUGAAUGUUCUGACUACAACUUCAUCGAACCACCAAAGAAAAUCAAAAAAGUAAGCAAUUGUGCCGUUAUUAAAUUGUGCCUGACAAUAAACUAAUGGGGAGAUACUUAGUUUGGCAAUUAGUUUGGUAUAUUGAAAAUGUGGUGACAAUAAUGUAUGUGUUGAUCACUAGACUAAAAAUGACGAUAUCAGGAAGGCAGAAGGUAAUAAUUAUUUUAAAACAAAACCGAUGCUAGUGGAGCAUGACGAUGCUCAUUUCACAAUUCGCCUUCCUGAUUCUACCAGGGUUAACUGUGCAUGGACAGCUACAUGCACUAAAAUUGCGAAAUCGGAUUCGUGCACUGUGCUCUGAACAAGAGCACAAUCCCUUUCUUAUGUGCUCAUUACCCUCCCACUGGUCACACUAACAAUGCGUUCUUAUGUACAUGUAUUACACAGGAAAAAUAUCUAAAUUUCCUAUACUCCUGUAGACUUUCCUUUCCUUGAUGAAUCUUACACAUGUCCUGAACUUCUUCAGGAAUAGUAAAGGAAACUGGAAACUAUACAGGAACUAUCCUUUGUAAGUAGGUUGCAGGACACCUUCAGGAAAUGUGCAGAUUUUAUGGGCUGCACUGUAGCAGGAAAUUUAAAUAUUUUCCCUGUGUUAUACGGGUUUACUCGGGAAAUAUUAAUCACAUUAGCUGCUAACAUUGAGACGAGGGAAUUAACGAGCACAACGGACGAUGUUGAAUGCUUCUUCAGCGUACUCACAAUGAAACAGGUAUAUACAUGGCAAAUAAUGGCAAAUAAUAAUGAAAUUACCCGCUAUCUGUACACAAACCAUACAGUAUAUACAAUUACUAUGCCUGGAGGAAAGUGUCAAUAGAAUUCAUGAAACGAUUGGAUCCAGACCUUCCAUUCUAUUACUACACCUCAAGCGAUCGGUUUUACGAAGGUCCAUUGCCAGGGUUUGAUGAACCGAGAACCGAGCACCGAGCACACAAACACAUGUUCGUCAACCGCCCCAGGAGAUUUCUAAUCUGGGAAGAAGACUCUCAGUUGCUACAAGAGGCCGAGGUUCUCUGAGGGCUACCGAACAUUCAUACUCUGCUGUUCAGUAACACUACUGUACAUUAUGCAUUCAAAAUACAUUUAAAACAGUCCCAAAUUCUUCUUUACAUAAUUAAUUUUCUUUACAUAAUUAAUGAACAUAUCUAGCACUAGCUGAUCAGACAACGGUGUAUGAGAUGCAGUGUAUAAUGCAGUGUAUGACCCAUUCAAAAGUUACUGACACUAUCUCUAUAGCAGCAUCAAGUACUUCUUCUACAACUCUUUGCCAUUCACCAUAGCUUUUUUGAAGCUAAACAUAACUGAAUGGGUAAGAUGAGGCAUUUGUGCUCGUUUCUAGGCUGUGUACCGUCAGACUCCUUAUCGGGUGAUUACAUGUUGUGGAUGAUUACAUGUCAAUCCCACUGCCACACAGUGUAAAUCCUCCAAGUGUGUUUAUUGACCUUUCAAAUUGCACUAUGACUAUAUGAUUUAUAUAUUAAAAAUCUGUCACAACCAUCCCUGUCCACAUACUGCCAUUUUACAUACUGCCAUUUUAAAUACCUAAGACGAACAGUAAACACUGGGAAACUAGUAUCUCUUUCUUUGUCAUUAUCAUAGGCUUCAGCUCUGUGUUCUGCCAUUGAACUGCUUGACUAGACUCCACCUCAUCAUGAAGUCGUCAUUGGAAUGUAAGGAAUUUAUAUUAACUCCUUCGUUACUACGAUAGGGCUGUGCUCUACAACUGUACCAAAUCUGUCAUAAGCUGGGGGCUGAAAGGAAUUACUUUGGUUAUUAACCAAAAGGUCACUGUCUCAUCAUGGUUAGACCAAAGAGUUAACUUAACUUUUCUCAACACUGUCCAAACCUAUUAUUUUAUCCUAAGUUUUUUGUCAAAUCCGGUAGACUGUGCUGUGCUGUCGACCUAGCGUUCAAUUGGAUACGGAUCGGUCUGGAAACGAGGCUAACUGCCAACGUGCAAUUUCAAGCAUGUAGAGUUUGGCAACAUGCAAGUUAGCUUUUGUACGACAACGAAGCUGUAACAGCCACUUUUUAAAACUAAUAACUUAAUAACUUGUUGUGUAUAUAGCCAUUAUAAUAAGAGUGCUUGUUCUCGAGGUAAACACCAAGCUGGUCUCAAGGUAAUGUAUAAUGUCUUAUAAUCUUUCAGGAAUCGCUACCAGCCUGUUGGUUGAAUAAUAAUAUAUUAAUAUUUAUUGGCGAUACAUCUUAAUUGCUUGGCCAAAUUGCACUUGCAUUGAGGUGCACAUUAAAUAGGGUGGACAAGUACAAGGGUUGGGGCUAAUUUUGCUUAGCCUCCUUCGCAGGCCUUCCUUUUUCAGUUAUAAUUUUGUUUCUGUUGUUUGUCACAAUGUUAACACCAUACGGGAAUAAUUGGAGGGAGCAAAGAAAGAAAAAAGGAAGCCACUAUAAGAAAAAGGAAGGCCUGCCUCGCUAAGUCUUGUGAUCCCCUACUGACGUAUACACAUUUUAAUGAGCGUGGGUGCAAGAAAACCUCAGCAUGACCGCAGUAGCUGUCCUCCCACACAGCACUGGAGCGCCUUUACCAGGAACUGCACACGUUGUUGUGAUGUUUUCUUCUGAAAGACUUCUUAGACAUCUCAGCAGAUAGAGUCUCACAAUGGUAUGCUUUAAUAUACCUACUAAGCUAGCUAAUAACUUAGAGUAGAUCUAGUUGGAAAAAGUGGUGUAGCUGAUGAAAAAAAGAUGAGAAAGCCACAAAAAAGUGAGUUGGUUUUUAUAUAAUAAACAUAGUGUAUAGCUAAAGUGUGUAUUGUUUCCCUGGAUAUGGCCUUACAAUCGGUGCGCCUCACAUAUAGAUGAUAAUUAAUAAUUAUAGCACCAAAUUCUAUAUAUAGUACAAAUUCAAAGAGUGCAACUGAGUGCAACUGCAGCAAAUCAAAGUACAGCUUAACUUGUUCUACCUAGGCUAGCAUGUCCAGUGAUUUAGCUAUAGAUAGAUCCAGCUGUAGUCUGAGGUCAAGAGUACAAGUACUUCCACUUUUCCACAUUGCGACCAGGACAGUUUGAAGCAGUUGAGCCUAUUCUACAAGGGAAGGACGUGUUUGUAAGAAUGGCAACAGGCUCGGGAAAUCAUUGUGUAUGUUCCUUCCUCCACUUAUCGUGAGCUUAGAGGCAGCAGCAGUAGUUGUCAGUCCUUUAAAUGGCUGGAACAACAAGUAGGUUGCCGGACGUACAGUUACAAAUAUUUUAUAAUUACAGCUAUUCAUGUUAGGUCAGUCAAUUGAAUAGUAUAGGGGUCAGUGCAACUAUAGCCACCAAGAGCAAUUAUGGCACUGCUGUUCAAGGAACGUACCGAUUUGGUGAGUUGUACAUAGUACUAAAAUAAACAAUCCACUUCAGUGUUUAUGUGCCUUGAGAUAGCUGUACAAACACCUUGGAGGGGAUUUUUUUCAACACCAUUUGCCAAGAAGCAUCUGGUCCUGUUAGCAGUUGAUGAGGCUCACUGUAUCACUGACUGGGGUGAAUCGUUCAGGCCUGCCUUUGAGAAGCUUGGUGGGUUGAGGGCUCUGACCAAUGUACCUUUUAUGGCUUUAACUGCGACUGCUUCAGCUGAGACACAGGACGUUAUUGUAAAGUCCCUCCAUUUAGUGAAUCCAGUAGUAGUCGCACAAUCUCUUGACCGGCCAAAUAUCUACAUGUCUGUCGGACCAAUAAAGGCCUUGACCAAAGACAUGGCUGGAGUGGCCAAAAUGCUACAGCGCACAAGUCCAAGUGACAUACCCAAGAUACUUCUGUUUGUUCAAACUAAGAACAUGGCGUGCAAGGUGUAUGGGUGUCUUAUCUCAGCUGCUUUCAGCAAUAGUUAUGUUGGGAUGUAUCACGCAUCGCUGACACACUUCACGAAGGAGAGGAUCAGAGCUGAUUUUCAGGGCAAUACAAAGCUUCGUUGCCUUGUUGCAACUGUUGCGUUUGGAAUGGGGAUGGACAUUGGGGAUAUCAGGCUGGUUAUAGUUUAUGGUGCCCCAGGUGGAGUUAAUGAAUUACAUCAGCUGUGUGGGCGUGCUGGACGUGACAGAUCUCCUGCCCGUGCCCAUGUCUUCUACAGUCCUAAGCAGAAGAAAAUCAACUCUUUUGUGAAAGAUUUUUGCACAGACACCGAGAACUGUAGGAGGAGGAGAUUGUUAAGGAUCUUAGGUAGCAGAGAGCUCGAGAGCACCAUAGCCUCAGCUGAUAGCCCCUGUUGUGAUGUAUGUAAUCCAGGAUUGCCAGAUCACAUAGCGUGCUUAGAACCCCUUCUACCACCACCUACAAGAACAAGACGCAAGCGUGUUAGAGUGGCAUCUUGUGAGCAAGAGAAAAAAUUGGUUGAAUUAUUGACAGAAGAGCGGGACAAUUUUUUAUCAAGUCACCCCUCUUUUUUAAUGAUAGGUGUUGAUUUUGUUCUCCCAUCAGCUUUAAUUCGUGCAAUAUGUCAAGAUGUGUCAUUUAUAACUUCAGUAGAGUACAUUAAAGAACAUUACAGUUUAAGACCUGAGUUGUGUGACAAGCUUUUUGCUGUAAUAGACAGUGUAGUGCCUGCCAAGAAGAGGCAACGUGUGUAAUUGAUUUUUAUCCCAUAAUAAUCACUCUCUUGUUAUAUUAUUAUGUUAUACAUUAUUUAAAUAUUUAAAAGUAUUGUGCAAACAUCACGCGUUCGCGCAAAACUAUGAUCAUGCAAUGCCUUCCGGGGAAACAAGUACUGAAAAUUUUAUGUACACAUUUAAAGAACAUAAGAAAUUUCGUAAUCUAUAUCUAAUUCUCUAUCACUGUUCAUGUAUGUAUAAUUAUAUGCUUUCUUCUUGUUCCAAUUUUUUAGAUAAAACGUCUUUCAGCCAAGUCGUCGUUGUCAGUUUCUUCCAACCCACAUCACUGUUGUCGAUGAAUGUUGGAGCAGUGCGGACUGAUAUUUCUUGUGUUGUUUGUUUCUCCAUUAGGUCUCUGGCCAUUUUCAAGACAUCUGUGCUGGCAUCUCGUACGGUGUGUGCUGUGGUCUGUCUUGCCGCUCGCUCCAAGCAUGGAAUCUGCCCGUUUGGCUGCUUCCAUUAGGAAUAGAACAGCCAAAGACACAUCCUCAUUCGGUUGUGAGUUGUGAUGUACGCUAUGUGCUUUGGGAACACGGCUGUCAGAUUAGAGAUGAGAUGAACUGCCUCUGUAGAAUAAUUUGUACACCCCUCGGCAAGAAAAUGUGGUAACCAGUAUUUCCAAUGCCUGACAACUUGUGAUCCGUUUUCCCACCGAAUCGCUUCGCUAAGGUCGACGUAGAGAAAUGCGUGGUGAAGACACGACCGAUGCAUCUUGAAUACAGGAUCAGUUGAAUGUUGUAUAGGCAUCAGUGUUUUGGUGACUAACUUCUCAGCCAUUUCUUGCAACCAGCCGUACGUAACACAGUGAGAAAUCUUAUCAUCGACGGACUUGAUUUUCAGGUGUGUCAUAAUGCUGGAGAUAAGAUGACCUUUAAAGGCGUGCAUAAGAAAUUCAUCACCGACAUUAAACACUUUGACACCCUUAUCGACACUAGUUCGUCGAAUCACCUCACGUAGAUUACACAACGAUCCAGACUGGGCAGGAGUUCCCCAAAACUUAGUCAUAAGAAUACGGAGGAAGUCACCUGAUGAAUUAAAAAGGUUUGUGCACUAACCUGAGGAGCGCCAUCAGUCAAGUCUGCAUCUACUGCUAGUUGAGCAAGGAUGUCGAUGGUUUCCGCUGUGUACUUCUCAUCUUUGAAAAGAACUUUCAUAGGUACAACUUCAGAUGGAUGUUUUGGAUGAUGUGUCUCCUCUGGAAUGAAACCUCGUAGGUCAGCAAGGCUGCUGAACUCUUUCACUAAGAAGCGCACCAUGUACCUGACAGCUCUUGUCUUCAACUCCUUUGCGUCAUCUUCACUCGGUAGAAAAUCAGACGGUGUGAGUGAUUCAAUCGAGCGUUGUGGUGUAGUAUCACUCCAUUCAAAUGGCCAAUCUGGAAGAUUUUUGAUACGCACAGCUAUGCGUGAUGUGAUGUUCAGCAUGCUAGAGUGAUAAUCUGUAGAAGUACCUGGGAGUUUGUGGACCUAGCCACCAGCAUGAAGCUAAUCAGCAAUUGGAGACCGAGCACCCUUCUUGUCCUGCUUCUCAUGAGUGUUCACAUAGCUACCACCACCUUGCCGUUUUGUGUAGGGGCCACCUCAUCGGCACCAGUCGUCUGGACAUCACCAAGAGCCUUAAGAAGUUGAAGUACAUCUGGAGCAUACUGUUCAAAUUCCUUGAGAAGUUGGUCCAUCGUAAACUCUUGGAAGUGACGAAUUGUCAGGUCCAUGAGAGGCAGAGUGGGAGGAGGUUGUUAAUGUGUUAAUUUGCCUGACUAGCGAUCUUUGAUUGGCUUGCUCUAGUUCACUAACCCUAUCUUCCAGCGCUUUCACUUGUUGCCUAAGUUGGCUGUUUGUAUCAAUCGAUCUCUUGAGUUGUUCUGCGGAAUUGUCGUCUGGUCUUUCGGCUCAAUACCAACUAUGUGUGCCUUGCGGCUAUGUGUGCCUUGCGGCUUUUUCCGAAACGUUUUGAAAAGGAUUGAGGGAAAACAGACGUGAUAGUAUCUGAGACCAUUUGGAAGCUAAAAUUUUGUUCGUGGAAAAGCUGAGCUGAUAUCAUUGUACACAUCCUCAAACUUCACUCGUUUCGCUGGGGGCCCUUCCGAUGGUGAUUCGUUGUAGUGUGCCUUGAGCCACUCUUCUUGUGUAAUUUUUUCCAUUAUUGUCUGUGAUUGGUUUGCUGUGUCACUGACAUCAUUGUUACUAUUUUGGUACAGUUUUAUGUUUUUUCCCAUAUCUAGACUAUAAUGGCAUAGUCAUUGCUAAAUGUCA
Messenger RNA from Halichondria panicea, 9687 nucleotides. Its product is annotated as ATP-dependent helicase wrn-1-like. The record is from RefSeq and is a predicted model, not a curated record. The transcript is spliced from 10 exons. Gene Ontology annotation, molecular function: 3'-5' DNA helicase activity; four-way junction helicase activity. NCBI's taxonomy places the organism in Eukaryota, Metazoa, Porifera, Demospongiae, Suberitida, Halichondriidae. Bases 6218 to 7414 code for a protein of 398 amino acids. Gene Ontology annotation, cellular component: nucleus; cytoplasm; chromosome. Gene Ontology annotation, biological process: double-strand break repair via homologous recombination.